GAGAGGAUGCUGAGUGAGACGCCCGCGAAAGGACGAACAGGUCGCGCGGAUCUAAAAGACGCUGUCCGGCGAUGAUUACUUUAAACAACACGGGAUGGGUAUCUUUUACAAAGCCAUAUCACAUAUGAUCCAUAAGAGGAACUGUGGUAAAAAGAAGAAGCCGCGAACGGGAUUACAAUAGCAAGAAAAGGUAAGAAGGAACAGAGAGGAAACUGUCACUACAGUUAACUUACAGUGAUAUUUGAGAAACAGUAUUUAAUAUCGUUACGAAGACGAGCUUGGACGAUUGAUAGAAGAAGUGUUUUUGUUUCUUUUUUUUUUUUUUUUUUUUCGAAAAUCAAUAUGGAUAACAUAAACAUUUCAAGCAAAUUGGACAGUUACAUUGACACCAGUAAUACAUCCACUGGGAAUUCUACAAGUCGCUACUCUCUGGCCACCAUUAUAGGGCUUGCGGGGCUGGUGAGCUUCCUCAUCUUGUUUACUAUAGUUGGAAAUGUGCUGGUUGUUAUCGCCGUUUUAACAAGCAGAGCGCUUAAGCCACCCCAAAAUCUUUUUCUUGUGUCCCUGGCCAGUGCGGACAUUCUGGUGGCCACACUGAUAAUCCCCUUCUCUUUGGCCAAUGAAUUAAUGGGCUACUGGUUUUUUGGGAAAGUUUGGUGUGAUAUCUAUUUAGCACUAGAUGUUCUUUUCUGCACAUCAUCUAUUGUUCACCUGUGUGCCAUAAGUCUUGACAGGUACUGGUCUGUAACACAGGCAGUUGAGUAUAAUCUCAAGCGAACACCUAACAGAGUGAAGGGAAUGAUUGUGGUGGUCUGGCUGAUUGCAGCUGUAAUCUCCUUCCCUCCGCUUAUCACCAUGGACCGUAAUAAUGAGGGUAAAGAGAGUGAACCACAAUGCCAGCUGAACGACCACACGUGGUACAUCCUCUACUCCAGCAUCGGGUCAUUCUUUGCCCCAUGUGUCAUCAUGAUCCUUGUUUACAUCCGAAUCUACCAAGUUGCUAAGACAAGAACCCGAAAUAUGUCUGAAAAGCGCCGUGAUCCAGAUGGCGGCACAGGAACGCCAGGGCUGGAGAAUGGGUUGAACCAUGAGGAUUCUCGGCGGGAAAAUGGGCACUGUGCCUCACCGGCAUCAGGGGAACGCAGAACAGGCGAGGACGACCCAGAUGCUGAGCUUGAAGACAGCAGCUCAUCGGAUGAGAAGGCCAAGCACAUGCAAAACGAGACGGCGCCCACACGAAAAGAUCGGCGAUCCAGCCGCAAGAACAGCUCCAGCUCCAAGCAUUCUAGCCGGAAGUCCCGUGCCAGCAGCAAGUCCCUGGACUUGUUUUCAUCCCGCAGAAAGAGGAGGAACACCAUUUCCAGAAAGAAAAUCUCACAGGCACGAGAGAAACGUUUCACCUUUGUACUGGCUGUGGUCAUGGGUGUGUUUGUGGUCUGCUGGUUUCCGUUCUUCUUCAGCUAUAGUCUGCAUGGGAUCUGCCGGGAGCCCUGUGCCAUCAAUGACACCCUUUUCAAGUUUUUCUUCUGGAUUGGUUACUGCAACAGCUCCCUCAACCCUGUAAUCUACACCAUCUUCAACCAGGAUUUCCGGCGAGCUUUUCAGAAGAUCCUGUGCAGGUCAUGGAAAAGGUCUUUUUAGAGGAUAAUGACAUGAUAGAAAAGCCUUUGGAUGCUCUGAAGGAAGAGAGAAAUAUUUGCAUUGACAAUUUGUACACAACAGUGACAUUGAUAUUUGUUCCCUACUUUGUUGUGUAAUGCUUUUGAUUCUGUGUGGACAACAUAUCCUGGUCACAUAAGUGGUACUUCAAGCUACAGAUUCUUCAAAAGCAUUCACCUGAACUGGGUAGCACUGUACUGCAUUAUAGGAAACAGGCUAAUCUUUAUUAUGGCUGCAGGCACUUCUAAGUUAUCAAGAGACAUAUUUAUGAUGAGUUUGCACAUAUGGCUUGUCUCAUUGUGGCUAGAGAGCUAUGAAACAUGAAAGGCUGUCUCCUUUUACAUGGUGACAAAAAACGAAGACAAAAAGUAAAUUACCAAAAAAGUGUACUGUUUCCAGCUGAUGGAGGCGAAACAGACACUGUUGGUUAGGGAGUAGAGAGCUUUAUGCCCUGACAUGUUUAGGUAUUACAAAGUGCUGCUCUGUAACAUGCAACAAAAUGCCACAAAAUAUACACAGAAGAGGUAUUUACUGGUGUAGACUCAAAAAACAAUGAUUUUUCAAUGAUGAUAAAUGGUACAUUUACUAAUUAAGCUUUGUGGCUAUGCUUGUAUAAUGUCUCCCAUUUGUUCAAAACAUCAUAACAAUAUAAUGCAGCAUGAAAUAUGAAGCUGUUGUAAAUUUAUAAAGACAAAAACGUUUUUUUUAUUUUAUUUUAUAUUAUGACACAUCUGCCUUGAUGGGUGUUGGGAUUCUCUCCUUUUCUAUUUAAUGUAUUUGUGAAAUGUCCAAGAUGACUGACAGGUCAAUACAAGCACAGCUGAUGAUUAAACAAAACUGAACAAAUAGAUGGCGUUACUUUCUGCAGUGAACAGAGUACUGUGUAGCUUUGGGGAAAGAAUUGUAGCUUUAUUUUCACCUUUCAUGUCUGUAAAGUGGGCUUAUGUUUUGAGUUUUUAUCAUUUUGCCACUCAAUUCAGCUCAGAACAGAUACAAUAAAGGCAGAACCUGAUUUUUUAAAAAUCUAAUUGUUUACAAUAUUAAAGGGAUAGUUCACCAAAAAAAAAAAAAAAAAAAAAAAAAAACAAUGACAUUCUCUCAUCAUUUACUCACCCUCAUGCCAUCCCAGAUGUGUAUGACUUUCUUUCUUCUGGUGAACACAAAGAUCUCUCUUCUGGUAAACACAUACAAAGAUAUUUAGAAGAAUAUUUAAGUUCUGUAGGCCCAUACAAUGUAAGUGAAUGGGUACCAACAUUUUGAAGCUCCAAAAUGCACAUUAAAGCAGCAUAAAAGUAAUCAAUAAGACUGCAGUGGUUAAAUCUAUUAUCUUCAGAAGUGAUAUGAUAGGUGUGGGUGAGAAACAGAUCAAUAUUUUUUACCAUAAAUUCUCCUUCCUGACCAGUGUGUGGUGAUAUGCACGAAGAAUGCAAAAACAUUAGAAGAAGAAUGUGGCAGUGAAAGUGGAGAUUUAAAGUAAAAAAGGACUUUGAUUUUGAUUUUGAUUGAUUUGUUUAUCACACACACCUAUCAUAUCACAAAGAUAUGGAUUUAACCACUGGAGUCUUAUGGAUUACUUUUAUGUCCUUUUGGAGCUUCAAAAUUUUGGUACCCAUUCACUUGCAUUAUGAGGACCUACAGAGCUAAAUUAUUCUUCUAAAAAUCUUUGUUGGUGUUCUGCAGAUUAAAGCAAGCCAUAAACAUCUGGGAUGUUAUGUGUGUGAGUAAAUGAUGAGAGAAUUUUCAUUUUUGGGUGAACUAUUUCUUUAAUAUAAUGUUCAAUACUCAACAUGCCUAUGCAUUGUUACUCAUCAAAAACUACAUAAUAGUAUGCAGAGGAAGACUUUUAAACCUGUCCCUGAAACUCUAUCUCAGAUUUACAGUAAAUUCCAGAAGGAAUUGAAGUCGGUGUAUAUGUUUACUGUAAUUAGUGUGCAUAUUGUGGGAAAAAAAAAAACAUUCUCAUAAUCACAUCAAUAAACAGAGAAUAAAAUAUGCUUAACUGAUAUUGGAGUGGGGCAUAUCAUUUGCAUUUAGUCACACUGUAUGCUAUAUGGAUGGUUUAUUCAGUUUUAUAAAUCUAGAUUAUCUGUGUAUAUACAGUUUCAUAAUAUUCACUUCAUAUAAAUGUUAAUCAGUCUUUUUCCUUUCAUUGCCUCAAUCAGUUAGUGUAAUAAUAAAAAAAAAAAACAUUUUAUUUAAUGUUUACAGAAGAGCUUAGAGACUAAGUAUUAUUUUUGUCUUUGAAGGGACAGUAGACAUAUGGUAAAAUAAGUCAAAUGGAACUUAAUAAAGUCACAGCUUUCAAUUCUCUGUGACCCUGCUUAUAAAAUUUUAAUAAAGUAGGACAGGGACAGCUGCUGAGUUUCAGGACUACAGAGAAAGAGAGAGAGGUAUGGCCUAUUAGUAUUGUUUUAAACUAGGUUAUGUAAGCCCUUGGGGAAGACAACUACUUUGUUAGUUGCAUUGGCUGUACUUUUGAUUAGUUUACUCAAACGAACCCCAGAAAACACCACAUCCCUAUGUUGAUUUCUGAAAGUUUUCAAAUAUUAUGUGUUUUCAGUAUAAUAGUAAUAUUCUCAUAAUAUUAAACCAAUAAACCAUGAGAAGCCGUGAAGUACAGUGAUUUUAAGGGGUGUUCUUAGGCACAACACAAAGCGAAGCACCUUUUAUACAAUGGCAGCAACAGCAAUAUGAUAAAAGACGGCAAUGUUUAAUAAACAUUUAUCAUUUAAUGAUAAUCUGAAUAUCUACAAUUUUUCUGCCGAGUAAUAUAGUUCAUUAUCUUAACUGCUCGAGUUUGCAGUUGCCAAGCAAUGUUAGCAAACUUUGCGUAUACUGUAAAAAAUGUAUGGGUUUAUUGUCAUUUUACUUCUGCUUUGAACAUGGCUUGUCCAAUCAGAAUUAAGUGUCUGAACUAUCAUGCUUUAGUAUAAAAAGUGUAUUCCAUUGUAAAGUCUGACUGAGAUUCUGAAACUGAUUGCAAAGGAAA
Myxocyprinus asiaticus (Chinese sucker) is the source of this 4648-nucleotide messenger RNA. Its product is annotated as alpha-2C adrenergic receptor. Gene Ontology annotation, molecular function: alpha2-adrenergic receptor activity. Gene Ontology annotation, biological process: adenylate cyclase-activating adrenergic receptor signaling pathway; regulation of smooth muscle contraction; platelet activation. Gene Ontology annotation, cellular component: membrane. The coding region runs from base 343 to 1641 and encodes 432 amino acids. Lineage: Eukaryota; Metazoa; Chordata; Actinopteri; Cypriniformes; Catostomidae. The record is from RefSeq and is a predicted model, not a curated record. The transcript has a single exon.